This is a messenger RNA of Phascolarctos cinereus (koala), 2865 nucleotides long. It is a transcript of the gene PRPF39, whose product is annotated as pre-mRNA processing factor 39. The record is from RefSeq and is a predicted model, not a curated record. Gene Ontology annotation, molecular function: protein binding; pre-mRNA 5'-splice site binding. Gene Ontology annotation, biological process: RNA processing; mRNA 5'-splice site recognition. Gene Ontology annotation, cellular component: U1 snRNP; commitment complex; U2-type prespliceosome. Lineage: Eukaryota; Metazoa; Chordata; Mammalia; Diprotodontia; Phascolarctidae.
CCGCAGUAGCCGGAGCCGCCGAGGCCGCUGCAGACGUGGCCGUCCGGGCUCGUUUUGUGGGGAGCCAGGCCCGAGUCUCUCCUUAAUGGCAUUGAACGGCUUCCAGCCCAAGGUUAGUGCGGGUCGGGCGGCGAGGUAGAGACGCGAGCAGAGAGCCGGCGGCCGACUUCUCCAGGGGUUAUUGUUUAACAGGAGACAACAUCAACAGCUAUGCAGAAUUCUACUCACAUGGAUGAGUACAGCAGUUCUAGCAAUGGCAAUGCAAGCAGUCGUUCUGAGGUAGCCAUAGAGCAGCCCACUGAUUUCAGUACUGAGAUUAUGAAUGUCAUAGAGAUGGAACAGUCACCUGAUGGCUCUCCUAAUGUGAAUGAAGAAAAUACAGAGGAAAAUGAAGUUUCAAGUGUAGAACUGCCAGUGACAGAUACUGAAGCACAAUUUCCUCCAGAAUAUGAAAAGUUUUGGAAAACUGUAGAAAGUAAUCUCCAGGAUUUUACUGGCUGGGUAUAUUUGCUGCAAUAUGUAGAACAGGAGAAUCACUUGCUGGCUGCCAGGAAAGCAUUUGACAAAUUUUUUACACACUACCCAUAUUGCUAUGGUUAUUGGAAAAAGUAUGCAGACCUUGAAAAGCGCCAUGACAACAUUAAACAAUCAGAUGAGGUUUAUCGGCGAGGGCUUCAGGCAAUACCUCUUAGUGUUGAUCUUUGGAUUCAUUAUAUAAACUUCUUAAAAGAAACAUUGGACCCAGAUGAUCCUGAGACAAAUAAUACAAUAAGAGGAACUUUCGAGCAUGCUGUUUUAGCUGCAGGAACAGAUUUCCGAUCUGACAGAUUAUGGGAAAUGUACAUAAACUGGGAAAAUGAACAGGGAAAUCUGAGAGAGGUUACAACUAUAUAUGAUCGUAUUCUUGGUAUUCCAACACAACUCUAUAGUCAUCAUUUCCAGAGGUUUAAAGAACAUGUACAGAAUAACUUGCCUCGAGAUCUUUUAACUAGUGAGCAGUUUAUUCAGCUACGAAGAGAACUGGCCUCUGUAAAUGGACACAGUGGUGAUGAUGGCCCCCCUGGUGAUGAUUUACCCUCUGGAAUUGAAGAUAUAACUGACCCAGCAAAGCUAAUCACUGAAAUAGAAAACAUGAGACAUAGAAUCAUUGAGAUUCAUCAAGAAAUGUUUAAUUAUAAUGAACAUGAGGUUAGCAAAAGGUGGACCUUUGAAGAAGGUAUUAAAAGACCUUAUUUCCAUGUGAAACCAUUGGAAAAGGCACAACUGAAAAACUGGAAAGAAUAUUUAGAAUUUGAAAUUGAAAAUGGAACUCAUGAACGUGUUGUUGUUCUCUUUGAAAGAUGUGUCAUAUCUUGUGCCCUCUAUGAGGACUUUUGGAUUAAGUAUGCCAAGUACAUGGAAAACCAUAGUAUCGAAGGAGUGAGACAUGUCUACAGCAGGGCUUGUACUAUACAUCUUCCAAAGAAACCCAUGGUUCACAUGCUAUGGGCUGCUUUUGAAGAACAGCAGGGUAAUAUAAAUGAAGCAAGAAGCAUUCUAAGAACGUUUGAGGAAUGUGUUCUAGGAUUGGCAAUGGUUCGUUUGAGAAGAGUGAGUUUAGAGCGUCGGCAUGGAAACAUGGAAGAAGCUGAGCAUUUGCUUCAGGAUGCUGUUAAGAAUGCCAAAUCAAAUAAUGAAUCCUCAUUUUAUGCUAUAAAACUAGCCCGACAUCUUUUCAAGAUACAGAAGAACCUUCCAAAAUCAAGAAAAGUGCUCUUGGAAGCCAUUGAAAGAGACAAAGAGAACACAAAAUUAUACCUCAACUUACUUGAAAUGGAAUAUAGUGGGGACCUCAAACAAAAUGAAGACAAUAUCCUCACCUGUUUUGACAAGGCUAUACAUGGUUCAUUGCCUAUUAAAAUGAGAAUUACAUUUUCUCAGCGAAAAGUGGAAUUUCUAGAAGAUUUUGGUUCUGAUGUGAACAAGCUUUUGGAUGCUUAUGAUGAACAUCAAAUACUUUUAAAAGAACAAGACUCUUUAAAAAGGAAAGCUGAAAAUGGGGCAGAAGAGCCAGAUGAAAAAAAAAUACACACAGAAGAUGCAACCUUAGCAUCUACUCAGAUGAUUGAUGGAGACAUCCAAGCUAACCAAGCUGCAUAUAAUUAUAGUGCCUGGUAUCAAGUAUGUGUAAAUAAUUCAGAUUUGGGGCUUUUUCUGCAAGAUCUAAUUUCUCUGAACUUUGUAUGUUUUCUACUGACUUAUGACAGUUAUGUCAGGGACCUAUGUAGUUACGUACAUUCCUGUUAGAUUGUAAACUUCCUGGGAAAAGGUGUCAUUUAAAUUUUUUUUUGUUAGUAUCCUCCACUAAAAGGAUAUUAGUACAGUGCAGAUACUGUAGUACCUAGCAUAUAAUAGGUGCUUAGUAAAUGCUGUUUUGAUCUGUUUUUUGUCAGUGUGGGAACUAAAUAAUGCAGAUUAUAACUCAUCUAUAAAUGUCUUAGAGUUAGACCUAGGAAAGUCAGAGGUGGGCUUUUGAAAUUUGCAUCUUGACUCCAACUCAAGUCCUUCUGCCAUGAUGGCUUUUCUUUGCAUGAUUCUUUUCCUGAUUCUGAGCAUAGGCCUUCCUUUGCUAAAUGUUUGGAGCCAUGGCUAAUUUUUUAGGGUAUUUAUUUUUUGGUUACUGAAUUAGGAGUAGAAAUACUUGAUUCCAGUACUACUGUGCUUAGAAAAAGCAGGAGAGUUAGCUAAAAGGAUAUUAUGUGCCUGAGAUAAUCUGUAAAAUGGCAAAGUUAAAAUUAGGUUUUCUUUAAAAAUUACAUAAUUUGGGUAAAUAACAAUGUAUUUCAUGAUAAAAGUAACCAGAUAACUGUGCUAAUUUGUUUUUUC